GCUUUUGAACAUUUUGUUGGAAUUCGGAGAAUGUCCUUUCUCCCAGAAGAACUGUGGCAGCGAAUUCUAGAAAUCGGAAUUGAAAGCAGGGGUCUCAGCUGCCAGGAUCUCUGCUGCGUCUCCAUCUCAUGCCGCCGCCUGCACCGCCUCUCCUCCGAGGAUCUUCUUUGGAACCGCCUUCUCUCCGCCGACUAUCCCCAAACCCAUCCUUCUUCUUCCACUUCUUCUAAAUCUCUAUAUAAAUUAAGGUUUGAGAGGUACAACGAGUGGAGAAUAGCUGCUCGUAGGAGGGCUGUGUUGAGAAAGGAGAGGAGAAUAGCUGCUCAUAGGAGGGCUGUGUUGAGAAAGGAGAGCCAGAUUGUGGAACAUUCUAGAAAACUCAGAGAAAUUCAGACACUUGUUGCUCAAGAAACCGCCACAGCCACACAAACUGCUCAAGACUUGUCCAAUUUGCUUAGGGCCAGACAAGCCUUUGUUCCUUUGAAUGUGUGGCAACCGGAGGUUGUCCGAAUUAUGCAAAACCAAAUGGUUGAGCAGAGUGCUGUGGCUGCUGAAUGUCGGAUACACGCUCUUGAGAUGGAACUAAAUCUUUGUAAGCAACAGAUUGAAGGGUUGGAGCUGUUCUAUAAAGAUGAAAAACGCAGGCUUGAUACUGCAAAAGAAGAGUUGACGUCUAUGAAGUAUCACCCUAUGGAGCAGCAUAAGACCAUAAGCCAAAGGGACAGUAAGCAUGUCAAGCGGAAGAAGAUGAAAAUAGGAAAUAGCUGAAAACAUUGCAUCGGUUGAGGUGUUGAUGAAAUUUGCUCAUCCUUCUUCCAUUGAAACUUGGACAGUGUUCUGUCCAUUAAGACUGACUGCAAAUUCUGUGAUCACUGUACGGAGAAUGUAUUAGCAAUACGUAGUGAAAGCCUGAGGGUAUCAAAGUUAAAUCAUUAUGUGUAACUUGAGUUCAGAUGACCCCUUGUUCAUUCGAUUGUAGCCUUUGGACUCGUGGAAACCUUUAAGUUUGAGGAAAGCUUGAUCAAAGGAUGGAGUGUAUCAUAUGCAGAUCAAGAAGUACUAUUAAUGAAGUAUCUAAAUUUAAAAAAUAAAAUUAUAAGGGCUUCACGUGUGGUA
Molecule: messenger RNA, 1116 nt
Organism: Vigna umbellata (rice bean)
Lineage: Eukaryota; Viridiplantae; Streptophyta; Magnoliopsida; Fabales; Fabaceae
Product: F-box protein SKIP24-like
Molecular function (GO): protein binding
Source: RefSeq, a predicted model, not a curated record